Molecule: messenger RNA, 915 nt
Organism: Lasiosphaeria miniovina
Lineage: Eukaryota; Fungi; Ascomycota; Sordariomycetes; Sordariales; Lasiosphaeriaceae
Exons: 2
Coding region: 1-915 (304 amino acids)
Source: RefSeq, a predicted model, not a curated record
AUGAAGACCGCGCUUUCCGCCACACUUUCUUUAAUCCUGGCCAGGCCCGCUCUAGGAGCCAUCAAUUGGGAUGUUUUCGAACAUGGCGUGGUCGACAGCUUCAAGUGGUCACGCCCUUUCCCAGACGACGGAUCGGAUCCCGGAGGGUUUCACGUGAACUGCAGGGUUGAGCGCGAGUUCCAUGCCAAGAUAUACAAGCUCACAGAUCUUCCGGAGAAACCUCCAACUGGCUUGGCUCCCUGGCAAGAGGCCAUUGAGUAUUUCCUUGCCCAGAGGGCCUUUGUGGGUAGUUGGGACGGUGUCGACCACAAGGGCAAAGACCGCGAGAUUGUCGUCAUGGAGUACAGCGCAGUUCCAGGCUACGUCAGGCACUGGAUCGAGGCUCAGCAGCAAGACAUCAGCGUGACAAAUGAUAAUAAAUGGCUGUAUGGCGUCUUUGAGAAGCCAAAGGAGGAGGGCGACAAAAUACUCGCCACAGUGAAGCCACAACCAGCAUCUCCUGUAGCCGACCACACAGCCGUGGCGGAAGGGGUCCCCGUCAUCGAGGAUAAGGAUAAGAUUGUGGUGUUUCCGGCUGGAGCAAUAUACGAGAUAUUGCCCCUAUGGGUAGCUGAGGGAAGCCGAUGCGAACGUGAGUUCAAUAAUCUCGACAAAUACAGGCCGCAGGCCGUAGACCACUCCAUUCUUGCAUGGCCAGUGGACCAUACAAAACCGCAACGGGAUCUCGGGAAGCGCGACAUUACUUUCAAAAUUGAAGCAAUGGCUGUGACGGAGACCGAAGAUGGCAAGAGGGCGCGUCUAAUGUGGGAGCGGUUGCAUCGUACCGUGAGGAGAAAUGAGCGACGACUCCAGAAGGAAGAGAGACUAAAGGCAAAAAAGGAAAUCGAGGAUGGGCACAUCAAAGACGAACUCUGA